CUAAUGUGGAUAAAUUCAACGAUGGGACUAAAUUCUUACUCAGUGGUUGCCGGUCUUGCUAAUUUCAUGGCAACAGACGAAGCGGCUAACUACAUGACAUCUUGCUUGUCCAUACUAUCGUUCGUAUGGAUGAUGGACGCUACAGAAUCUCUUGAUGCUCUGCUCGACUACAUGUCCAGUAGAAUUUACAUUUUUCAAACAACCUCGCAAGAAGAUAGCUACGAUGACUGGGGCACCCAGGUUAAGUUAUUUUUCUUUGCUGCUGGGGUCUAUGUUAUCAUUGCUAGAGUCACGUUGUUUCCAUCAUCAUUUCGCCAACCCGUAGCACCCUUUCUUUGUCUGUACGAGCUACUGGCAACCAUGUUCAUAAUUGAAUUCUCUCUGGCUUGUAUCUGGAGUCCCAUCGACGCACUUUUGUUGAAUGUCUUUCCUAAAAGGAUUUGUCACAUCCUGAAAGAAUCCGAACAAAUAGAAGUAGCUGACGCGAUCAUCAAAUAUGAACUACCGAUGGCUCUGACGUACUUGGUGUCGUUUGGUUUUUUUUUAAUGACACUCCAUAUCACAGAAGCAGUUGACUUUUCUAUUUAUAAGUAA
Molecule: messenger RNA, 594 nt
Organism: Cotesia congregata
Lineage: Eukaryota; Metazoa; Arthropoda; Insecta; Hymenoptera; Braconidae
Source: the annotation of a GenBank genome assembly